Messenger RNA from Chlorella variabilis, 858 nucleotides. RefSeq lists its product as hypothetical. Gene Ontology annotation, molecular function: protein binding. NCBI's taxonomy places the organism in Eukaryota, Viridiplantae, Chlorophyta, Trebouxiophyceae, Chlorellales, Chlorellaceae. The coding region runs from base 1 to 858 and encodes 285 amino acids. The record is from RefSeq and is a predicted model, not a curated record. Gene Ontology annotation, cellular component: chloroplast. The transcript has 4 exons.
AUGGACAGGGCCGUGGCCCAGGCCACCGAGGUGUCGGCUGCGGCAGAACAGGCGCAGGCGGGGCAGCGCAGCGUGGAGCUUGCCAGCGCGGACAUGAAGGCGACAGUGACGCUGGCACGGCUGCGGGCGGGCCCCGGCUAUGCCAUCGUCAUCGCCUCUGUGGCGCCCGGGUCGGAGGCGGCCUCCGCGGGGGUGCGCCCGGGCCAGCAGCUGCUGCAGGUGUCCGACCCCAUCCGCCCCAACGAGGUGUGGCAGCUGAACGAGAGCUCCAGCCUGCGGCACGUGCGCCAGGCGGUGCGCAUGCGCGUGCCUGACACCAUCACCCUGCUGCUCAGCCGGGAGCCCAUCCCGGAGUGGGCGCAGCACGUGGUGGCGGCGAGGGCUGCGGCGGCCGCCGAGCGCGAGCAGACCCAGGACCCCGGGCGCCAGCAGCAGCAGCAGCAGGGCGAGGCCGCCGCUGCCGGCGACUCUUCGGCGGAGGCCGCCGACGAUUUGCUGUCCGCCAUCGUCCAGGCCGCCUCCUCGGGCGAAAGCAUGGACAGCGGCGACGAGGGCGGCGCGUCGGCGGGCGGCCGCGGCGGCUUGACGGUUGCCGAGAAGCUGGAGGCGCAGUACCGGCAGCAGCAGGAGGCGGAGGGCGGCGCCCCAGAGGCGGCGCAGGCGUGGCAGGCGCUGACCGCGCUCGAGAAGCGGCAGAAGCGGCGCAAGGAGUAUUUUGAGCAGGCAAGCGAGCGCAACGACGGGCCCUUCUUUGCCGGCGUGGCCGCGCUCUUUGUGCUGCCCCCAGCGAUCAUCCUGCUCGCCGCCUCUGCCAGCGGCUACCUCGACAGCCUGGACAUGUAUGGCGCCAUGCGCUGA